AUGGCUGGCCCGGAUCUGUCAAGUCUGCCAACGCAGACAGCGUUGUCGCUAGGCUCGGGCCUUGGGUUCACGGACCCUGCUGCCGCACAUCCCGCCAAAAAGAAGCCGAGGAGGGGCACGAAUACCUCGGCCCAGAAACGGCGAUGUGUAAGCACAGCCUGUGUUGCCUGCCGGCGCCGCAAAUCGAAAUGCGACGGAGCCCUGCCGAGUUGCGCUGCUUGCGCGAGCGUGUACACUACCGAAUGUGUCUACGACCCCAACUCAGACCACCGUCGAAAAGGCGUAUACAAGGAGAAGAUCGAUAGCAUGAAAGCCCGCAACUCGACGCUCCAGAUCCUGAUCGAAGCUAUCCUUAACGCCGACGAGGAGGAUGUCCCCAAUAUCGUCAAGAGGAUACGUACAUGCGACAGCUUGGAUAAUGUGGCCGAGGCGAUACUGAGGCAGGAGACGGGCGGUGGGGAGCUGGAAGACGAAGACCACGUAGAGGACGACUACACCUCCGCAAUACCCAUCGAGGGCGAGAGAGAUCUCGCCCGCAACAUGGGAGAAUUGCGCUUGGAAAACGGGGCCACCCGCUACAUCGGCGGCACAUCGCAUCUGAUACACUGGGAUACGCUGGGCUCAUCAAAUACCGAACAGGAGGAGUCUGAGGAUACCAACACAGAUGAUGUCGACCCUGUCACCAGUUGGUCCGACGUCACCAAAGACCCAGAAGUUAUCAUCCAUCUUCUUAACAUGUACUUCAACUGGCACUAUCCAUACUUCACUACACUUUCGCGCACUCUUUUCUACCGGGAUUUCUUGAAGGGCAAGCGGCAUAUUGCCCCCUUUAAAACGGCCUACUGCUCUUCGCUACUAGUCAACGCAAUGCUGGCCCUCGGGUGUCACUUCACCAGUGUACCCAGUGCCUACGCCAUCCCAGGAGAUAGCUGGACAAAGGGCGACCAUUUCUUUGCCGAAGCCAAGAGGCUGAUCGUUGAUCACGAUGAAUACGAGAAGCCUCGAUUGGCUACCGUCCAAGCCCUUGCUCUGAUGUCGGUCAGAGAAGCAGGGUGUGGCCGCGAAGCAAAAGGCUGGGUCUACAGUGGCAUGAGUUUCAGAAUGGCACAGGACCUGGGACUCAACACAGACAUCGGUGGCAUUCGCAGCGACACCGAUAAUCUGGACGAGCACGAGAUCGACGCACGGAGAGUCACAUUCUGGGGCUGUUUCCUGUUUGAUAAGUGCUGGUCCAACUACCUCGGCCGACUUCCCCAGCUGCCCAGGAGCUCCUACAGCAUUCCUAAAUACGAUGUCUUCCCUGACGAAGAUGCUGAAGCCUGGUGUCCUUAUAGUGACACAGGUUUUGAGGAGACUUUGAAGCAGCCGUCACGAACCCGCACGAUUGGCUUACAAUUGUCGAAGCUCUGUGAGAUCAGCAGUGAUCUACUUCUAUUUUUCUACCACCCAAAUCAUAUAGGCCGGUCAAGCGGGAAAUCGGCUGAACUGAAAAAGCUGAGCGAAUUGCAUCGACGCCUGGAGGACUGGCGAAAGGAGUUGCCAAGGGUACUCGAACCUGGGGAAGGGCAGCUCCCGAAUGUCAUCCUCAUGCACAUGUUUUUCCAUCUUCAGUAUAUUCAUCUGUUUCGGCCAUUCCUCAAGUACUCACCUAACGCGUCGCCUUUACCGCCUCACGUAUCUCCGCGCAGAAUCUGCACUGCCAACGCGGGUGCGAUUUCCAAGCUCAUGCGCUUAUACAAGAAGCUCUAUAACCUGCGCCAAAUCUGCAACAUUGCAGUCUACAUGCUGCACUCCGCCUGCACUAUUCACAUAUUAAAUCUCCCUGAGAAGACGGCGAGAAGAGACAUCAUUCAUGGAGUCAAACACCUCGAAGAGAUCGCCGAAGACUGGCUCUGUGGCAGAAGGACUCUUAGCAUCAUUAGUGUUCUCGCACGCAAGUGGAAUGUGGAAUUGCCGGAAGAAGCCUCCCAGGUUCUACAGCGAACAGAUGAACGCUGGGGCACUUUCCACACUUCCGAUGUCCCCUCCCCGCGGUCACAUGUGGUCACGACGCCAUCGCCACCGGCUGCAAGGGGCUCUUCACCUCAAGCGAAGAAAAAAGACUAUAGCCCGGGACGCCACAGGGUCGCAGCGGUUUCACCCUCGCCUCCUUCCGCUGUCUCCGGAUACAGAACAUCCCCUGAGAUGAUGAACAGUUUCGCGCCAUCUCCCAACCACUUCCAGUCCAGUCUGCAAGUGACGGAGCAUAUGUUGAAUGACGGAGCUACGAUGGGCAAUUCGAUACCAAUGGACAUGGGAGCACUGAACAGUUCGAAUUGGCGGCAGCCAUCUGCGACGGAACCCAUACCGAGCUACCCACAGCCCUACGCGUCCCUGCCGAACAACAUCCGAUCUAAUCGGACUUCUCGAAACACCACACGAGACGCCACUCCGAACUCACUCUAUGCCAUCGACGGGCAAGAAUGGUACCUGAAGGACGGCGUGAAUUGGCAAUCCGGAUUUGACGUCUGGACCACUGGCGGGACAGGGUCCAACAGCAUGCCGGACCCGUCUCUCUUCAUGUUCGCUGCCAACAACACCUCUGAUAACACUCAUGGCGCUAACAACGCCAGGCGGUCUUCACCCAACAUGGACUUCAACUUUGACAGCCUGAACAACCUGUCUUCCAUUGAUGGGUGGGAUCUGUCAAACCUUGAAUGA
This is a messenger RNA of Anthostomella pinea, 2700 nucleotides long. The record is from the annotation of a GenBank genome assembly. NCBI's taxonomy places the organism in Eukaryota, Fungi, Ascomycota, Sordariomycetes, Xylariales, Xylariaceae.